AUGCUUUUCUCCUCUUCAAUUGCCCUCGCGGCACUGUCGUUGGCAUCGGUCGCCAAUGGACUGAGCAUCCUCAUGAGCAAUGAUGAUGGUUUUGGGAGUGGGAACCUCCGGGAGCUGUACAAGAUUCUGAAGGCCGAUGGACAUGAUGUAUGGAUUGUCGCUCCAGCCACUGACCAGAGCGGCCAGGGUGGUCGAUCCGACUUCAGCAAAUUCGCGAACCUCACCGCACCCUCCGAGUUCAACCUUAUCCCCGCCGGAGCUCCUGCAAUCGGCCCAGACCCAAUCGACAACCAGAUCUGGUACUACAACGGCACGCCAGCUGCCUGCGUUUUCGUCGCUCUUGACUACGUCCUACCACGCUACGGCUCCUUCAAGACCCCCGACCUCGUCGUCUCCGGUCCCAACUUCGGUACCAACCUCGGCCCCUUCCUGUACACCCUCUCCGGCACCAUGGGUGCCACCUACGCCGCAGUAGGUCGUAGCAUCCCGGGCAUCGCGUUCAGCGGUAGCAACCCCUCAGUCCCCUACUUCAACGUCACGAACUCCACCAACCAGGCCACCUGGACCGCCGCAGUCUCCGCCAGGGUCAUCAAGUCCUUCAUCGAGGCCACCCCCAAGGGCCAGGCCAUCUUCCCCCUCGGCUACGGCGCAAACGUCAACAUCCCGCCCCUCAACGCCUCCUACACCAACCCGCCGAUCUUCAAGACGCGGUUGACCGGCAACGCGGACAUAGACCUCGCGGCGUGGAACGAGACGACUAAGACGUUCCACUAUGCGAACCUGGAGCCGCAAGCUGCCGGUAUCAACUCGUGUAUUAAUGGCGACUGUAGUUUGCCUGGAGAGACGUAUGUGGUUGAGGGAGGUGGGGUCAGUGUGUCGAUCUUUACGGUGGACUAUGAUGCGCCGCUGAAUCCAUAUACGACGAUGGUGUAUAACAAGUUGGAUGGGAUUGUCGCGAAUGCGACGACGCCGUCACGGAGGAAAUUCAAGAGGAGCUCGGUGUACACACAUCCGUAA
This is a messenger RNA of Mytilinidion resinicola, 1017 nucleotides long. RefSeq names its product acid phosphatase precursor. Lineage: Eukaryota; Fungi; Ascomycota; Dothideomycetes; Mytilinidiales; Mytilinidiaceae. The record is from RefSeq and is a predicted model, not a curated record. Gene Ontology annotation, molecular function: nucleotidase activity. Bases 1 to 1017 code for a protein of 338 amino acids. The transcript has 3 exons.